Molecule: messenger RNA, 8201 nt
Organism: Oncorhynchus kisutch (coho salmon)
Lineage: Eukaryota; Metazoa; Chordata; Actinopteri; Salmoniformes; Salmonidae
Product: sodium channel protein type 4 subunit alpha B
Exons: 25
Coding region: 331-5967 (1878 amino acids)
Biological process (GO): sodium ion transmembrane transport; membrane depolarization during action potential; neuronal action potential
Cellular component (GO): voltage-gated sodium channel complex; plasma membrane
Molecular function (GO): protein binding; voltage-gated sodium channel activity
Source: RefSeq, a predicted model, not a curated record
CUUGCUCUUUGCCCCUGUGAGUAUUUACAAGAGAUAUACUUCUUACUUUGGACAGAUAUUUCUAUAGUAUGUUUAUUAUUUCAGAUCAUUUUGAGUAAUUUGGUUUCCUAAACAUAGAAAAUAUUUAAACUAUUAAAAUGUACACUACACGCCUACAGUACAUGCAGAGAUGGUUUCUCAGCCUAGGCUUCACAUACGGUAUAAUUCUGUGUCAAUGUAGCUUUUGAUCACUGAAAUAGUAUGUAACAACAAUGUUGUACUAUCACACUAUUUUUUUCUUUCUUCUAUUCACUCAGUAGAGUGAUAUGACAGCAGGCAAACCAAACCUAAAUGGGAUUCUUGGGCAUAAAUAAUCACUACGAAUGCAUAUUCAGAAUAGUACUGUGUCAAUUUAUGUAUAUGUUGUUAUUGAAUCCACCAUUUUCCUUAACCACGGGCACGUUAUUCAGUCUGUUCAUAAUGUGCACUAUUUUGACCAACUGUUGCUUCAUGGCCAUGUCGGAACCAGCGUAUUGGGCCAAGUAUGUUGAGUACACUUUCACAGGAAUUUACACGUUUGAGUCAUUGAUAAAGAUUCUGGCGAGGGGAUUCUGUGUGGGGCCAUUUACCUUCCUGCGGGACCCGUGGAACUGGCUGGAUUUCAGUGUGAUUGUCAUGGCAUAUGUUACUGAGUUUGUGGACCUGGGCAAUGUCUCAGCAUUACGGACGUUCAGAGUCCUACGAGCACUGAAAACUAUCUCAGUCAUCCCAGGCCUGAAGACCAUUGUGGGCGCGCUGAUCCAGUCGGUGAAGAAGCUGGCGGACGUGAUGAUCCUGACCGUGUUCUGCCUCAGUGUGUUUGCCCUCAUUGGCCUGCAGCUCUUCAUGGGUAAUCUGCGGCAGAAGUGCGUCCGCAGCACAGCGCACUGCGUCAACAACACCCUCAACACCAACACCACCUUCUUCUGCAACAACCGGACGUGGCCCUCGCUCAAAGACUUCAUCGCAGACGAAGACAACUACUACAAAGUGGAGGGAGCUAAGGAUGCCUUAAUAUGUGGGGACGGGAGUGAUGCUGGGCAUUGCCCAGAUGGGUUUGAGUGUUUGAAGGCAGGAAGGAACCCUAACUAUGGUUACACCAGCUUUGACAGCUUCGGUUGGGCGUUCCUCUCCCUCUUCCGGCUUAUGACACAAGACUACUGGGAGAACCUCUAUCACCAGACUCUGCGGUCAGCAGGGAAGACCUACAUGGUGUUCUUUGUGGUGGUCAUCUUCCUGGGUUCCUUCUACCUGGUCAACCUGAUCCUAGCUGUUGUGGCCAUGGCCUACGAGGAGCAGAACCAGGCCACCAUCCAGGAGGCCUGGCAGAAAGAGAAAGAGUUCCAGCUGGCCAUGGAGCGCCUCAAGAGGGAAGCGCAGAAAGCUCAGGAUACAGAAUCCUUGAUGUCCCCGGAACUGUCCCCGGGCCUGGCUCUCCCUGACCACAAGGAGGUGCAGAGCAGGAGGAGAAGUCUGGAGGAACUGGUGGAGGAGGUAGAGAAUGGGGGAGACGUGGAGAAGGGAUACGUGACGACGUUGAAGGUGGAUACAGUGGAUGGGGGCAGGCCGGCACAUCCACUCCUCUCCCGCACCAUCUCCACGCGUACCAGACGAGGCAGCAACAUCAGCAUCUUCAGCUUCCGUCCCCGGAACAAAGACUCGGAGGGUGACUUCGCCGACGACGAGUUCAGCAUCCAUGGGGACAAUGAGGGAACACACAGUCGUACUGGGUCCCUGGUGAUCCCAUGGAGCACCAGACGCAGGCCCAGUACCUACAGCACCGGCAGCCGGGGUUCCCAGGUCUUCCUCAACGUCAAUGGGAAGCUGUUCGUGGCCAUGGACCAGAACGGGGUCACCCCACAGGGGCUCCCAGCCUGCAUCAUGGAGAAGGUCAAGGAGGAGAGUGGGCCAAACUCCAGCACCGAGUUGAGCACCAUGCUGCUGCCUCGCCCGGUGUCCAGAGAAGAGCACGUGCAGAGGGACCGAGCUCUGAGUGGGGCCAGCUAUCUCACAGAUGCCUUGGAGGAACUGGAGGAGUCGCGUCAGAAGUGCCACCCGUGCUGGUAUGAGUUUGCCCACAAAUACCUGAUCUGGGAAAGCAGUCCGCGCUGGCUGCAGUUGAAGGCGCUGGUCAAGGUGAUGGUGAUGGAUCCCUUCCUGGACCUAGCCAUUACCAUCUGCAUCGUGCUCAACACCUUGUUCAUGGCCAUGGAGCACUACCCCAUGACUGACGAGUUCAACGGCAUGCUGUCCAUAGGCAACCUGGUAUUCUCCGGGAUCUUCACCGCCGAGAUGGUGUUAAAGAUUAUCGCUCUGGAUCCCUACUACUAUUUCCAGCAAGGUUGGAACAUAUUUGACAGCAUCAUCGUGUGCCUCAGCCUCAUGGAGCUGGGCCUGUCCGAUGUGGAGGGACUGUCCGUUCUCCGAUCCUUCAGACUGCUAAGGGUGUUCAAGCUGGCCAAGUCGUGGCCCACCCUCAACACGCUCAUCAAGAUCAUCGGCAACUCGGUGGGCGCUCUGGGAAACCUGACCCUGGUCCUAGCCAUCAUAGUCUUCAUCUUUGCCGUGGUGGGCAUGCAGCUGUUCGGCAAGAAUUACCAGGACUGCGUGUGUAAGAUCUCUAAGGACUGUACGCUGCCGCGCUGGCACAUGAAGGACUUCUUCCACUCCUUCCUCAUCGUAUUCCGGGUGCUGUGUGGCGAGUGGAUCGAGACCAUGUGGGACUGUAUGGAGGUGGCAGGGCAGCCUCUCUGCCUCCUAGUCUUCAUGCAGGUCAUGGUGAUCGGGAACCUGGUGGUGCUCAACCUUUUCCUAGCCUUGCUGCUUAGCUCAUUCAGCUCGGACAACCUCUCGGCACCCGACGAUGAUGGCGAGAUGAACAACCUACAGAUUGCCAUUGGCCGCAUCAAAAGCGGCAUGGGCUGGCUCCGAAGCCAGAUCUGCGACUUCUUCAAUGGCAACUUCAAGCGGCGGCGGCAGAAGAGCAAAGAAGCCGAGGCCAUGCUGAAGCUCAAGAGGCUGAGCCACAGUGCUCCGCUUGGGGAGGUGGGCAACGGGACAGUGGUGGCGGUGGCGGGAGGGAUUGGACGCCACGGGGAGAAGAUUAUGGUCCCGGAGGUGGACGACAGCUACAUGACCAACCCCAACCUGACCAUCAGCGUGCCCAUCGCUCCUGGCGAGUCGGACGUGGAGUUCCCUGAGGACGAGGAUGAGGAGGAAGAGGGGGAGAGCGAGAGCUCAGAGGAGGAGGUGGAGGAGGAGGAGAGCAAGCAGGUGAAGGAUGACAUCAGCCUAUCCGAGGGCAGCACAGUGGAUCUGAGGAAGCCAGGGGAGGAAGAGGAUGAGUAUUCAGAGAUGGCCGAAGAGACCAUGGAUCCUGACAACUGCUUCCCUGAUGUGUGCGUACGCCAUUUCCAGUGCUGUGAUAUCCAAACCACGGAAGGCCUGGGCCAGGCUUGGUGGCGGUUAAGGAAGACCUGCUUUCAGAUCGUGGAGCACAGCUGGUUCGAGUCCUUCAUCAUAUUCAUGAUCCUGCUGAGCAGCGGUGCUCUGGCCUUUGAGGACAUCUACAUUGAACAAAGAAAAGUGAUCAAAAUGGUGCUGGAGUACGCCGACAAGAUCUUCACCUACAUUUUCAUCCUGGAGAUGCUCCUCAAGUGGAUUGCCUACGGAUUCAAGAAGUACUUCACUAACUAUUGGUGCUGGCUCGAUUUCCUGAUUGUGGAUGUGUCUUUGGUGAGUCUAGUAGCUAACAUGCUGGGCUACUCGGACUUUGCUGCCAUCAAAUCACUUAGAACCCUCAGAGCUCUGAGGCCGCUAAGAGCACUGUCCCGAUUUGAAGGCAUGCGGGUUGUGGUGAACGCCCUGAUUGGCGCCAUCCCGUCCAUCAUGAACGUCCUGCUGGUGUGCCUCAUCUUCUGGCUCAUCUUCAGCAUCAUGGGGGUCAACCUGUUCGCAGGCAAGUACGGCCGCUGCGUCAACCGGACGGGCUACAUCCACAACGUGUCCGUGGUCAACAAUAAGACCGACUGCCUGGCCAUGAACGACACGCAGUUCUACUGGACUAAAGUCAAAGUGAACUUCGACAACGUGGGCGCUGGUUACCUUGCACUCCUACAAGUUGCUACAUUCAAAGGCUGGAUGGACAUCAUGUAUGCAGCAGUGGAUUCUCGUGCUGUGGAGGAACAGCCUAUCAGAGAGGUGAACAUGUACAUGUACCUAUACUUCAUCAUCUUCAUCAUCUUUGGCUCCUUCUUCACCCUCAACCUCUUUAUCGGGGUGAUCAUCGACAACUUCAACCAGCAGAAACGAAAGUUAGGUGGGCAAGACAUCUUCAUGACAGAGGAACAGAAAAAAUAUUACAACGCCAUGAAGAAGCUAGGGUCUAAAAAGCCUCAGAAACCGAUUCCAAGGCCAGUGAACCAAGUGCAGGGCUUCUUCUUCGACCUGGUGGGCAAGCAGGCGUUCGACAUCAUCAUCAUGGUCCUCAUCCUGCUCAACAUGAUUACCAUGAUGGUGGAGACGGACGAGCAGCCGGCCCGCAUGGAGUACAUCCUCAACAAAAUCAACCUGGCCUUCAUCAUCAUCUUCUCCUGCGAGUGCCUCAUCAAGAUCGUGGCGCUGCGGUGCUACUUCUUUACCAUUGGCUGGAACAUCUUUGACUUUGUGGUGGUCAUCCUCUCCAUCGUUGGUAUCGUUCUCGCUGACAUCAUAGAGAAGUACUUUGUAUCGCCCACUCUUUUCAGAGUCAUUCGAUUAGCCAGGAUUGGACGAGUACUGCGACUCAUCCGCGGAGCCAAAGGAAUAAGGACCUUACUCUUUGCCUUAAUGAUGUCCCUUCCCGCCCUGUUCAACAUCGGCCUCCUGCUCUUCCUGGUAAUGUUCAUAUACGCCAUCUUUGGCAUGGCCAACUUUGCCUAUGUCAAGAAGCAGGCAGGGAUCGACGACAUGUUCAACUUCGAGACAUUCGGCAACAGUAUGAUCUGUCUGUUCCAAAUCACCACGUCGGCAGGCUGGGACGGCCUGCUCAGCCCCAUCCUCAACAACUCUCCGGAAGAGUGCAACCCCAACCUCAUCCACACAGGCACCAAUGCCCGGGGCAACUGUGGCAACCCCUCGGUGGGCAUCACCUUCUUUGUCACCUACAUCAUAAUUUCCUUCCUCAUCGUGGUCAACAUGUACAUCGCCAUCAUCCUGGAGAACUUCAGCGUGGCCACCGAGGAGAGCACCGAGCCGCUGAGCGAGGACGACUUUGAGAUGUUCUAUGAGGUGUGGGAGAAGUUUGACCCGGAAGCCACGCAGUUCAUCGAGUACGCCAAGCUGUCAGACUUUGCAGACACGCUGUCGGAGCCGCUGCGCAUCGGCAAGCCCAACAAGAUCAAGCUGAUCUCCAUGGACCUUCCCAUGGUGAGCGGUGAUAAGAUCCACUGCCUGGACAUUCUGUUUGCCUUCACCAAGCGCGUGCUGGGUGAGUCGGGCGAGAUGGAUGCUCUCAAACAGCAGAUGGAGGAGAAGUUCAUGAUGGCCAAUCCGUCCAAGAUCUCCUACGAGCCCAUCACCACCACGCUGAGGCGCAAGCAGGAGGAUGUGUCGGCCGCUGUUAUCCAGAGGUGCUACCGCAGGCAUCUGGUGCGGAGGCAAAUGAAGCAAGCCUCCUUCCUGUACAGAUCAAUGCAGAUCAGUCUGACGCAGAGCCCCACGGGCGAGGGGGGCACCGCUCCAGAGAAAGAGGGUCUCAUAGCCUCCAUGAUCAAGGAGCACUACGGGGGGCCUGAGAUGGAGCUGAUGGAGACCCUGUCCUCCACCUCCUCUCCACCGUCUUACGACAGCGUCACACGGGCGACUAGUGAACUUUUCCAAGUUUUAAUUUCCGAACAGUCCAGGAACAGUGACUUGAGGGAACAUUGCCCCGCACCCGACAGAGUACCAGACCGCGAGACAUUUCUGUAAUGGCAACUAGGAAAUGCUUUUUUCUCUCUUUCUUUUCUUGUUGUUUACCGAAUGUAACAUAGCUCAAAUGACACUGGUUUAAUACUUGUGGUUGUCCAGAGAAUCUGCAGGGGUUUUCAUAGAGAAAAGGCUAACUAUUUAUUUCUUUUUGGAGAACAUGCUUUGAGGGAGUACACAAAAGCGGUGUGUGUAAAUCCUAGAUGACCUUUGACCCUGCUCAUGUCAACUUUGCUUCACAGUUAAUAUGCAUGAAUGACCUUUGCAGGGUCACAACAAUUAUAUCACUGAUGUAAUAAUAAUUUAUUAGACUGAAGGAAAUACAGUUUAUCAAUAUUUACAAAGUAUGCCUGACCUUAUGAGUUCAUUAAAGGUCUUACUAUUAUUGGUGUGAUUACUUAUAAUAAAUAGUUUUCAAACUGUGAGAUGUGAGAAAAAAAACUAAGGGAUACAAUUUUUCGUAGUAAAGUAUAACAUUGUUGAUGUUACCAGUCUUUCAUAGCAGUACAAUAAUUACAAUUUUUUAUAUUUUUAGAGUAAGAAAAAAACCAUGGCCUCUUCUGAAUUGCAGUACUACCACAUUGUAUUUGAGCAUAUUUUGAGCAUUUUUGCAUUUACGUUUACACGUAAAGAUAUCCCGAGAUAUCCGGGGGCCCUGCAUUUUAGUUGUUUUUCUUUCAUAACAAUCUGGGCCUAGUUACACAAAGCUAAGAAGCAGUGCAGUAACCAUGAUCUGUAUGUGACAAUCAAACCGACAUCUAUCUCAUGGUUACGAUUGACAGAUUUCUCUUUCUCCAUAACUUCUGUAGGAUUAAAACUGCCCCAAUGGCUAUAUAUUUUAUAUGACCAUCAGCGAUCAUAUUCACUAUUAGUCGGACGGAUAAUCGUCCUAUUUAUUUUUUAUUUAAAGUGUGUUUCGCAUGUUUUGACUGCAUCAUAUAGUGACGUUGCGCUCAAGACUGAAAAACAAUUAUUUAUCUAUUUUGCACAAACUGUGUUUAGCAAUAAUUUACUACUUUUUAGGAUAAAAGGGUCAAAGUUUGUACAGCAUUUAUUUUUGCUUGAACUCUACAAAUCGUUCAGCUUCUCUUGGUUACCCAUAGCUUAGGCCUACUCUCAACUAUAUCACUGACACUGGUUUCUAUUUGACUCAAAUAAUAAUAAGGACACCGCUCAACUUUAAUAUGAUAUAUAUUUUCAGGUUAUGGUUGCAGGUGUGUUGAAGGGCUGUUUUCUGUAGCAAUAGAUCCAGUGUGUGCCUGGUAUAUACCCCUGUCCUGUUUCUAAAUGGACCUCUACUCACAUCGUUCUCCCAUUAGAUGCCAUGGGUGUGUGACUGGGAUCGCACUGCUAUUUACCAGUGUCUACGGGGACUUUUCUAAAGACAUUUCUGAUUGCAUGCUUUGUAUUGGGAAUGUUGGGGAACAUGUUUAAAAGUCGGGAGCGAUCCUAUUCGUUUUUGGGUGGGACAUUUUUAUACAAAAAUGUCAUGGUGAAAAGUCAACUCUGCACAUCUCUAUCAUAAAUGCACUGUUUUCAUCCUAACGAGAGCUGCUUCAUCAUAAAAACAUCCAAGACAUGCACAGAAAAUGCUUAUUUUUCAUUCUUAUAAACUGUCAGAAAUGCAAUAACCUACAACAGUCAUCUUCUCAGCAGUCCGUAUAUAAUCGUUUUGUUGUUAUAAUGAUUAUUCCCAGAGCAUUUCUCACUGCUCAACCACAAUGCAGUGCCUCAGUGAAGCCCCCAUUGCAGUAAAUAUUAUUCAGAAAGAGGUUUUACUACUUUCAGUUGAAUUUUUUUUGUUGUAUGUUGCAAACACAUGCCUCUGUAUUUAAGAUAACAACCUUGCGUGAAAUAAAUGAGAGCCUACAAUAUCACUGAUUAUUCUUUUGAUUUCAGAGUCAUGUAUGUGGUAGUGGUGCGCGGGUCAGCUGUUUGUUCACCCGCACCCACAAUUGCUAAUAACCCAUCUGCAACUUCCCGACUUCAUGUGAUAGUGAAAAUCUGAGGCCUGCACUCGACCCCAACCCUAAUAUAGAAAAUGCACUGUAAGCUACAGCCAGAGAUGGCAGAACGAUUUCUUUACGGGGGUACAAGAUUUUCUUUUGCCUGAUUUAGAUAUGUUUCUGAUGAUAAUUCCUGACAUUUUGGUAUGGUAUUUGUUAGUCAACUUGUCCAUACAUGCAGCUUCUCUUCUGUCAUUAUAUGUUGCCCUAGAAGACUAAAUAAACCCUUGC